AUGAAACUGAUGCUAUCGACGAUCGUGGGCGGCCUUCUCAUCCUGUUCACAGUAUGGCUAUCAAGGUUCAUCAUCCAGUUCCGCAAGCAACGGGCCUUCUACAAGACAGUACCAUGCCCUCCUCACGACUAUUGGUGGGGUCACCUCAAGCUCGUCGGCGAGACCAUGCGCGAACUGCCGCAGGACUUUCAUUACCAGCAGCUCAUGGCUUACAUUGGACAGAAGUAUAACAUGCCUCCUGUCUUCUACCUGGACAUGUGGCCGGCCUCAUAUCCCUUGAUGAUGAUCUUUGAUCCAGAGGUAGCCAGCCAGCUCACCCAAACGACACCCCAGCUUAAACAUCCCGUCAACCGGGCUUUUGUCACACCCUUGGUCGGUUCACCGUCAAUCGUGGCGGUCGAUGGUCCAGAAUGGAAGCUCAUCCGUAGUAUCGUCAUCUCUGGCUUUGCUCCAUCUUAUAUCGCCAGUUUGACGCCCAUCCUAGCGAAGCACGUUACACGCUUCAUGGAGAAGAUGUCCAACUUCUCUGAAACGGGCGAGGUCUUCCCUACGCAAGAUCAGACCAGUCUUCUCACCUUCGACGUCAUCUCUGAGAUUGUGCUGGGAACUGAUCGCGACUCUCAGCGCAACUUCGAUCGUCUGGCAUACCACUUCAAGCACGCAAGUAGACUAUGCAAUUCCCCUUCGUUUAGCCCGAAAUGGUACUUGUUAGCAAUCCCGAGAUGGUGGCACGCCAGUCGGCAGACAAAGAUCAUCACGGCAGCAAUCCACGAGAGACAUGCGAACCCACCUGACAUCAGAGGCCGCGCAGCCAUCGACCUCUUUAUCAAAGCCUACUCGGACGAGAAGCUCAAUCCUGAACACAAACCCAAUCUCGAUCCCACGCGUGACGCAUACUUCAUGCGCAUGGCCGUCUGCAACGUCAAGUCCCUGCUCCUCGGCGGACACGACACCACCUCGUCCACAAUCUCCUAUACCCUCGCCCUGCUAAGCACACACCCAUCCGCUCUGCAAACCAUGCGCACCGAGCACAACUCCGUCUUCGGCCGCAGCCAACCUUUCUCCACCAUCGCCAAACGUCUCUCCGCCCAGCCAUCUCUCCUCUCCGACUCCAACCUACCCUACACAACCGCCUGCAUCCGAGAGACCCUCCGCAUCUUCUCCCCCGCCUCCAGCACCCGCGCCGCCCGGCCCGACGGCCCGCGAACCGUACGGUUUCGCGACCGCGACCUCCCCAUCACGGGCCAGCAGAUGUGGAUCGCGCACAUCGGCUUCGGGAUGCGCGCCGACCUCUUCCCGCGACCCAACGACUUCCUUCCCGAGCGCCACCUGCCGGACAGCCCACUGGGACCCGUGCCCAAGGACGCGUGGCGGGCGUUCGAGAAGGGCCCGCGGGCGUGUCUGGGCGUCGAGUUGGCGAUGAACGAGAUGAAGAUGGUGCUGCUGGGGAUGGUGGCGGAGGGCUGGCUGGACCGGUUGGAGGUUGCGUACCCGCGGGAUGCGCCGAGGGCGCCGGCCGGCUUCGGUGGGGUGGGAGGUGAGCGGAGGUGGUUCCAGAAGAUCGAGUUCUCGGCGAAGCCUGUGCUGGGGAUGCCGAUGCGGGUGGUGGCGGGCAAGGGGGGAGAGAAAGGGAAGGUGAGGUAA
This is a messenger RNA of Cyphellophora europaea CBS 101466, 1644 nucleotides long. RefSeq lists its product as uncharacterized. Gene Ontology annotation, molecular function: monooxygenase activity; oxidoreductase activity, acting on paired donors, with incorporation or reduction of molecular oxygen; iron ion binding. NCBI's taxonomy places the organism in Eukaryota, Fungi, Ascomycota, Eurotiomycetes, Chaetothyriales, Cyphellophoraceae. The record is from RefSeq and is a predicted model, not a curated record. The coding region runs from base 1 to 1644 and encodes 547 amino acids. The transcript has a single exon.